Molecule: messenger RNA, 17825 nt
Organism: Porites evermanni
Lineage: Eukaryota; Metazoa; Cnidaria; Anthozoa; Scleractinia; Poritidae
Source: the annotation of a GenBank genome assembly
AUGUCCAUUUUGUCACUUCGCCUUGACAGUCGGAACUCAGGUAAGAAGUCCUUUAGCUCAAAGUUUCCCAGGUCGUGCGUUCACAUUGCAUCCAUUAUCACUUUUACCGCGAUUGGUUGACGUUUUAAAUUUCCUUUUUCCUUUCAGCAUCAGGGAUCACGAGACAAAAUAUCUAUCAACCAACAGGAUUUGUAAAUACAGCAGUUACAAAAUGUAAGAAACACUACUCAGAAUUCAUCUAUUUGACAUUUUUUUUUGUUAUUGUUGGUAGGUUUAUUCAGUAACUGACAAAUAUUUAAGGACACAAGGCAGAAACAAUUAAAAGAAUCGGAUUCGUUAGAAACACGUAAAAGCUGUUUAUGUUAGGUACUAGAUUUGUCUUGUUUUUCAUGGUCACGUUUAUUUCAGUCGACUAAAAACAAACGGAAAAAUGCCAAAAGCGUACACUGUACCUCCCCACGAAAUCCUGCCCAAUCUUGUUUUUUCUUCUCGCCUUACUAUUUAGUGCUAUGAAGUACUUAUAAAAAUUAAACCCAUGACAAACACACACACACAAAAAAUAUCAUUCAGUUUUUGAAGGUCAUAAACGGUCUUUAUGUUGUGCUUUGGUCUUUUUUUUUUUUUUUUUGGUUUUCAUUGUCUUGAGAACACGGGAAUAAAACAAAAUCGUAGUGGAAUAAUUAUAGUGUAAAACAUUGAAAUAAAACUUGACUACAACAGCAGGCACCAAAGCGAAAUACCUGACUAGCCCUGAUGAAAUGUUAUUCAAAACUUCGGUGAACAAUUUCUCUUUUGCUACCACGCAUGAUGAUUUUAGUUUCCUUAAUUGCGGUUUGUUCAAAUCUCUUUUAAAUCAAUUUUCUUUACUUUUCUCUCAAUUGCAGCAACUUGUAAUCGAAACCGUCAAACUAGACAGUUUCAGGACAAACUAGUAAGAGAUACAAAUGGGCGUUUAAUAACCAGUCAGGUUCAAGCAAAUUGUUAUUGACAUUUCUUUAUUUACAGUAUCCUUAACUGUCCACUAUGCCUCUGGGGGCUUAUUCAUUUCAAGCACGGGGUGAAAUUAGAGACAGGGGCUAGAAAUAGAGGAUUUACAAUACAUUUCAAAAGGUUGAGUUUGAUCGUCCGGGUGAACGUAGUCCUGAAUAGGACUGUUGUUGUUGACAGUGACUGACGUUUCGACAACCUGUGCGGUAGUCAUCUUCUGAGUCAAAGUGAGUUGUAUCACGUCAAUUGAUGGUAUUAUACUCUGGUUAUUGAUCUGAUUGGUCAAUUAUGUCGCGAUGUUAUUGGUCGUCUGUCAGUUAAGUCGCACCAAUCACUGAUUACGAGUCUUCAUAGCCAAUAACAUCACGGCUUAACUGACAGACAACCAAUAACUUCGCGACAUAAUUGACCAAUCAGAUCAAUAACCAGAGUAUAAUACCAUCAACUGACGUGAUACAACUCACUUUGACUCUGAAGAUGACUACCGCACAGGUUGUCGAAACGUCAGUCUCUGUCAACAACAACAGUCCUAUUCAGGACUACGUUCAUCCAGACGAUCAAACUCAACCUUUUGAAAUGACUCCUGGGUUCAAACCUUUCACAGUUUUACAAUACAUCAGAGUUCAGACGCUUGCGAAUACGAAUUAUUACAGGAAAAUACACUAAUUCGCGUAUAAAAGAGAGAUUUCCCAAAUAAAGAUACCAAACAGUAACAAACAACUUAAAAGAGGAGCCUAAAUUUCAUCCUGUUACUUCGACCUCGUUAUUACUCCCUCAGUAACGUCUGAAUCGACCGGCCGUUGAUGCCGCCCAGUGACGUCACUACCCCUUUACUUUAAUUCACGCAAAAAAGUGAAACACGAUUUUCAAGUGGUAAACCAAGAAAUAUCGUUCGGAAAUGUCUACAUAAUACAGAACAGCUGACAGAAUUGCUUUACUCUUUUCGAUCGUAAUUCACGUUUAACGUCCAAACUAUCAACUGCAUGCAGUACUCUGAACCGGCUGUAAUUCAAACUCGGUCGUAAUCACGCAAUGAAAUAAGUAUACACACGGAACAUUUUAUAGUUCAAAAACACAACAAUUUCCUUUAAUUGAAAAGAAGCUAUUUGGUCUUUAACGAAGAAAAAAAGAAAACAAAGAAACAAGAAAGGAAAGCUAACAGAAGGAUUACAAUUGACGGUGAAAACAGCAAGAAGGUCGAAUGACAUUAUGACAUUGGUUUCAAAAACUUCGCAAAAAUAAUCACUGCGGACACCAUAAAGCGGCUCUAAAUGAAAAACCUACCGACUCUCCGUAAUGAUUCUUCAUUCGCAGUUCAAUUUAGCAAUUCAGUUUCGAUUUUUUCAAUUUAGCAAUUGCUGUUUACGAUAAAGAUUAUCGAAAUGUUUGAAUUCCUCGAAAGAAUGCCACCGGUGCGAUCCGCUGAAUAGCAAGCGACAAUCCUGCUAAAAUUUCUCAUAAUUAUGCAUAAUUAUGCGAAUGUUUAGACAAUGAACCAAUCAGAAUCACUACCCGUUUUUCGGGUAGUAGUGACCUUACUGGACGGCAUUAACGGCUGAUCGAUUAACAUGUUGCUGAGAGGAGAAAACGACUCCAAGCAAUCGGAUGAAAUUCAGGCAUCUUGAAAGGGUUAAUGCAAAGGUAUUCUUAGGAUCAAAAAUGUUGUUUUUGUGACAACAGGUCCGUCAAGAAGGUCAUAUUAUUGCUGAUAUCUGUACAUGCAUAUCUUGCACCUGAUGGUAAGUAGUGGUUGUGAUAAAAUCAUCCUAAAAAUUGAAGCUUCUUCUACCUUUAGAUUGUUAACUCGACUAAUAUGACUCUUUUUUCAGUGAACGCCAGUAAGGAGACAGCUAAGGAGAUGAAAAUUGGCCCAUUUACUGCUUCAGGUAUCAGGGUAGCAGAAAGGGGCUACCUUUGACUCUUAUUUCGUCGUUAGCCUUUAACUGAACCACCAAUUAUAUAACAAAUCGUUGGACAUAAACAGGUACCUCAGUUACCAAAAUAUUUACCCGUUCUAAGACCCAGCCUCGUCCACAGGGAAAAGAGCCCAGGGGACGAGGGUGUCUAAAACAUUAACACGAUGGUCGGUUGCAAGGGCUUUUCCUCCCGCAACUCACCCUCUUAAAUUCACUUUUAAUUUUGGCUCACAGAGGAGUAGUUUAUGUUCCAAAUGAAGCAAAACAUUAGAACACUUUAGUUAGAGAAAAAUUGUCGUUAAAUUUUUACUAUUGUUAACGUAAAGUAUUUGUGACGUUUCUUGAAGUAUGACGUCAUAAGUGACUCCCAUUUUUAGUAACAACAUUUAGAAAUUUGAAAAGCGGUGUUCUAAGCGUUACAGACAUUUUUGCUACACAAAAAGAAUAUUUAUAGUGAAAACCCCAUAAGAAUCGGUUAAAAUGGCGUGAAGUUAAAGCUAAUUAAAGAAAAUCAAAUUUAUCGCCAAAUGACCAUAUAUGGUCAAAAUUUAGCGGUAUUUCAUUGUGACAUCAUAAUGACCUAUUUCGUGACGAAAAAACGUGUCAUAGCACCACAUACAAUAAUGAAAAAAAACUACAAUUUUAAUUUUAUCUAACUUUUUCCUUGCUCCUGUGCCAAUACAUUCGUUAUCUCGCGUUUAAAAUACCCCUAAUUUGACCAUAUAUGGUCGUUUGGCGGUAAAUUUGAAUUUCUUUAAUUAGCUGUAACUUUACGUCUUUUUAUCCGAUAGAGAUGGGGUUUUCACCAGAAAUCAUAUAAUUCUAUACAGAAAACUAAUACGAAUUUUUACGAUUUCUUUCUUGAAUUUUUAUUCUGAUGCCAAAUUUGGACAUCAUUUAUGACGUCAUAAUAGCUGUCACAUGGGAGGAAAAAAAACAGUUAACAGGUAAUUUAUCAACCUUCGUCCCUGCCGAGUUUUGUCACAUUCGAUGUAUUCUACCUCUGUCUGUGGCCUAAAACUGUCAGUUUUGAGAGGUAUGUGAGGAAAAGCCCCAAGCAACCGAUUACUGUGUAAAGACAAACACGGACUGAAGAAAGGCCUUGGUACGCCUUGGAACCCAAAACUACUAUCAAAGCAUAAUUCACAAUGUCUUGAUUUCUCUUCUUCUCUUCUAACAUACCAUGUUAACCCUAUUCAAACCGGGGGACGUUUGGAGCCUCGUGAAAAAGUUAAACAACUUCUAAACUGUUCAGGCUAUGACCACCAAAGUCCUCAUGACGUGUCCGUCAACAUGGACGUAGCCAUAGUUACCGAACUUUGAUAACUAUGUUUUUUCGGAAAAUUUGGAUUUUUACUAUAAAAAAGCUUUUAUUUCUAUGUUUACUUAUUUAAUUCUUAUAUUAAAUUCAUCAUAGCAUUAGUUUAUAAAAUUUAUUAUAAAUAACUGCUGAAUGUAAUCCAGGCGUUUUGGUGAACAAUUUGGGUGAAAAAAUGAAUUUAAAAUGACUAAAUAACAGAUGCUUAGUUCCGUUUUUUACAGUGUUCGUUUAUUUCGGAUUUUCAUAACUUGGAGUUUUUACAUCGUUUGCAUCGUUUUAUACACAGAUAAGACUUCCUGUCACGAAUUAACUUCGAUUUAUAUGGGUUUUAAGAAAAAUGGAAUGCAUUUCAUAGAUUCAAGAUAGCGGAUUCAAGAUGGUUUCAUUUCCAUUUACAAUAAUAAACGACGUCAUCGAGACAGGAAUACUAUUGUUUAAGAUUAUCUGUGUUUUAGCUAACUUCUUGAUUUUAUUAGAUAAAUCACUAUUUGUGUAUUUUUUUUAUUUAUGGCUACUUUGAGAGGAAUUUAGAUUUUGUCUAUAAAUUCAGCCACAUGACGUCAUAAUGGCGUAAAAAUACGUUAUUGUGUCAAUCAUGUUGUGCCUAGAUGCUGCAAGUGAUCAGUACAUUAUUCUGUGUAAUUUUAGUGGCCAUGUCAUGAGCGGUUUUGAAGUUAUAGAGGGGAUCCCCGUAGCUUGAUCUUUAUAGGGUUAAAACAAUGCGAAAAGUAUCCGGAGUUUAAAGGGUGUAAUUCUUAUUGCUGUCGUCAAAAUGCAUAAAUUUAACAGUGAUAGGAUUUGCUUUCAGCUUUUGCAGUUGGCAUUUUCAUGGGGCUUCUUGCAGGAAUUGUUUGAAGUAUCAAAUUUCACACGUUGUCAGGAUUAUUAUUAAUGUUAUUAUUAUCAUCAUUAUUAUUAUUAUUUAUUCUUACUGCUGACCCUGCUGGCCAUGCACUUGGAUCAAUAUAUACUUUAAGCUUAAGUCCGGACUUUUACUUUGGAAAAGGGAUUUCAAAAGCUCUUGAUCUGCAUACUCGGGCCAAGCUUACGACUAGAAAAAAAUCAUAGGAUGUCAAGACAUGUCCCGCCUCUAAAACAGCUAAAUUUUUUUCAGUGUUAGUUGACAUCAUCACAAACAACACAGUACACCACAAACUGCACUAAUUUACACCCAAGACCUACCAGUGACCUACUGGCGAAAGCUAAACCAAUGCCCUUGUACAUCGUCUUAACCUUCAAUAUUAUUACCCUAAAACCUCCACUGGGUCAGUUGCCGCCAAAAAAUAAUUAAAGGAAACUUUUUAUUGGUUUUCGGGAUUUAAUUACAGAAUUACAGGUGCAUACCCAAUGCAGUAUUAAAGUGCGGUAAAGCAACAAGAUUCAAUGCUCACAGUCUCUCACAAAUACCUGUCAUUAAGCUUCCUCUAAGCGAACUUUGAGAGGAAUAAUAUGGGGUUCCACUAACUCUGAAGAGCUGAAAAUACGCACAAUGUAAAGUAUAAUACAUCCUUUGAUGAACCUCCUAUUGCUGUGUCUAAACUCCUCAAUCUAGCUGUGCGCUGGCCCUCAAAAGUGUGACCGGUCGGUAUAACUGCCCGUAAAAUUUGCUCGACGAUAGAAAGAAAUCUUUAAAAUUCAUUACUCCACCGGACAUUUCAUUCCAAUAAAGUACUUAAGUCUAGUUUUCUAUGACAAUAGAAAUCUUAAGAUUUCCAGUAUUUCCGUGAUAAAAUCGAAAUUUUCAUCCGCCUCUUCGAUGAACACUUUGAUCGCCAUUUUGAAAGUUACUGACGUGAGACGUGACGACAUACUGGCAGGCGACUGUACCACAGAUUUCCUUGGAGACACCUUCCCCUCCCUGCUUGAACCUAAGUCGAAUUUUCGACUGUUUCAGUCGCAGAUUCGACAAAUUCCUAUUUAAUUUGAAACUGUCGAAUUUAGUUGAUUCAGACAUACCAUCUCAAAGUAGUUACUUCAGUCUCGAAUUAAAUUAGGCACAUGUGAAAAUCGACGAUUGAGCUAGGUAAUAAUAACAGUAUCUAGAACCACUAAAAAUACUAGUAGAUACGCUAUUAUACAUACGGCAUUUUUUUAUAUUCUGUAAACUUUGCUUUCAAUUUACCACGUUAUGUUACAAGGUUACGAAAAAUUUGCUUCAAGGGGAUUCGAACCCGGACCCUGAGAAUCAGCUAGAGCUAAAAGUAAGAACUUCUAUCCAUAGGACUUCCUCGGUAAAACGCUGAGAAUUAGAGUUUAAAAGAGCUACGUAUUCCUUUUCUAUGGUGAUUGUCCGUUUUCAAGAAUGACUGUUUAGUUUUUUUUUUUUAAUUUCCGUGUAGAAUUAAAUCUUUAACUGAUCGAAGCUAGACGUAAGCUCACAAUAAACCCAUGAAUACUCUUUCAGACUUGAUCCAUGCCCGGAAACGUUUAAGAAUUAAUGAACUAUCGAUAGCACGGUCCCCGACUGAACCGUACGAUUCUCUCCCUGCGCUCGCAAGGUAUCUUUUCAUCUGUCGGGGCCGGAAAACAUUAACACAACAUUGUCCAUCAUUAUUUCCAUCGUUUUAGGUUAGGGUAGCAAACCAUUUGGCUUUUGGGGUUAGAAGAGCUGGUACAUGACCUCUCUCUCUCCGAAAUGAAGAAAAAAAAUAUGGGCGCCAAAUACAUCCUUUUAGUCUUUAGAAAUCUCCUUUUAAUUAUUAACAAACGUUGAACAUUUAUUUCGGCAAACAAACAGUUAAGUUGGAAAAGGCUUUUACAAAAGUCUCAAGCGAAGGUCUUAUUUUGAAUUUUAACUUGCAAUAUCGGUCAAUUUAUGCAACAUUUAAACUUCUGGCUUAGUUUUCGUUUAGUUCUGCUUUAAAAAUGGAAAAAUAAUUACUCAGAGACAAUACAGAGUAAGGAAUUGCUGAGAAAAACAGCAAAAAUUUGCCAAGUUAUGACAAAAAAAGUACUCUAAAAACGAACUAAAACGUUUAAAAGGCUUUGAUCACGUGACUGAUGACGUAACAAAAAAUUAUCCGGUAGAACCUUUGCUUUCCCGCAAAUUUUCUCUGCCGUGUGAUAAAAGUUUGACUCUCUACAGCCCUUGGCAUGGCCUAGUCUCCCGACUUUUUCGCUCAUGUUCAUUACCCCCUAAAAUUUUAAAUGCCGGACGUAAACUGGUUAUUUUUAAAUGCCCCUGACAGCUAAACCCUCAAAUAUGCUAUUUGCUUUUAACUCGUUAAUGAAAUCUUGUCUCAGCAACAAGAAAACCUAAUCGGAAAAAGUCACGUGACUGAUGACGUCAUUACCUCAGAUGUGACAUGGGAAAAUAUUUUGUUGCAAAUGUUAUCUUGUUGUGACCUGACAUUCGUCUACGUAUAAAAUUGUCAAAGUUAUAAAUAGUUGUAGCUUUUUAAAAAAUUGCCUCAAAGGAUUCUGGGAUAAUUUUUAUGAUAAUUAUAAUUUACCUUUAUAAUUAUUAUUUAUUAGUUUUUAGUGGGGGCUUUCUCACUGGUUAACAUAUCUAGUAUUGGAAUGGCUACAUUUAUGGUUUUGUCAACGUUGAAAUAUUUAGCUUAUUUUCGAAAUUUUCCCGAAACUCUAUGUGACUUGACAAGCCUGACUCUUUAAAAAUUUAAAUAAAAAGUUAAUAUCAGUAGUGUUCUAAACUUGGGUCGGAGUGAAUGACAUGACUGAUCUUUUACACUUUGCAAAUCGGCUUUUUUCAGCCCCUUCAAAUCUGGAUGAAGUACGCCAGAAAGCAUUAAAAGUGCACAACGACAAAAGGGCGAUUCAUGAUGCAGAUCCCCUGACGCUUUCAGCGAGUAUGAAUGAUGAAGCCCAGAAAAUUGCUUGGAAGCUUGCUAGUCGACCCUGGAAAGAUGUAGGGCAAUUCAAAAAACCUACCGAUGCCUCUACUUGGACCUUUUAUAUAUCUUGCAUUGAGAGACGUGAUGUGAAAAAAAGUGAUGCCGAACUCAUGGAAGAAGCCAUGUUAAGAAUGUGAGUUUAAAAGGACAAUGGCGGGAUGAGCAUCAAGUUACUAGUAUUGUUCGCGUAUGCCAUAGAAAUAGUGAUUUUCAUAAUAGAGAUUUCGUUAUUUUGAUUUCGUUAUUUUUUAUGGCGCCUGAAAUGUGUAUAUAUUGGUUAUCGUUAUUUUGUUUCUUAAAUCCUGCUGAUUUAAUUAUUAUUUUUAUACUACCAUCGAUUUAAUGAAAGUCUAGUAUAUCAGAAUUAAAACAUUGCUGUCGAUCUUAUUAGAUUUUUUGACUUGCAAUAUUGUUAAAUGGUUGAGUCUCAGAUAAUACAAAUGAGGAUGUCACUUCUUUCUGUAAUUAUAGCUUUUGUUAAGAUUCUCUCUUUCCCUCUAUUCUAUAACUCCUACUUAUUGUCAGAAACUGCAUUAUUAUUAACUUCUCUUUGCACAGGUACAAAUAUAAAAACAAGGGCGGUGCUUGCGCUUUUAACUACGACAACCCGGCCACAACACCCACAGGUGAGAAAAGGGUCUUAGCGUUCAUUCACAUGGUAUGGGCCAAUUCCAAAGAAAUUGGUAUAGGAUAUGCGAAGAGAGCGGUGUACCUGACCAACAACUUUGAUGGGGGACCAAUGGCUAAACGCCUUUGCCUGUUUGUAACUACCUUCUACAAGCCAGGAACACCAGAGAACGCAUCAAGUCAGAGCCUAAAGACGAAUGUUAAGAAAGGAAGCUUUAACCCGCAAACUGAAUGCCUGGAUUCAAAUAAAGACAGUGAGGACGAGGACUCUGACUUCAUAAUGUGAAUGAAACAAAAACGCUUGUUGUUUGUCAGAAUUUGUCAGCCUCUUUCAACUCAUAAGUUAAUUCUAUUUGCCUUAUUAAAUGCGGCUAAGAGAUACUAAUAAACAUGAGUGAUAAAAAAUUUAAAAUAUUGUUUUUGUUGAAUAAUCCAUAAAAAUGGUAGCAAACAUAGAAACGUUACAGUUGUCUGUUUGUUACCGUGAUACGUGUCCAUACCGAUCCCAGAAAAUCAAGCCCCACCCCACCCCCAGAAAAAUUAUAUUCUCUGCAUUUCCUCAAUAUAUUGAUUUAGCUAGCCAAGGUUUAAACAAUAAGCUUAAAAUAAAAGAACAAGAAAUCCACAUAUCUAUACUUCAUGGUGGAUUAAUUUCUAAGACCUGAAACAAAAGGAAAAUGUUGCAUCGAGUAAUUUACAACAAAAAUGUAGGAGUCAUCGUCGAUCACAGUAUAGUGCGACUAGAAAAAACUAAAUCUCCCAAAGCCCACCUACAAAUAGCUUUUGAUGCCGACAGGCCAAAGCUAUCCGGUAUUAUAAUACUGUAUGCACACUUAUCCGAUUUGUGACUCUCCACUUUAGAAAUCGGUGCAGCCCGAUGCGGUCUCGCAGUAUUCUAAAAGUUAGCCUUGGUAUUCUAAAGUGAUUAAAUCAUGCCUGAUUAGCCUUUCUUUAUAAGACAUGUUCGUAGGAUAGCUAACACUAAGUAUAAACUUCGUUGCUCUACGACGGAGAAAUCAAUGAGAGCACGAUGCUUCGAAAUGAGAGAAGACCACAGAGCCCACAGGUUGAUUCUGUUGGUCGAUAUGCAUGUAGAAUUUUUCUUCUCUUUGAAUUCACGCAUGUCCUUGCAGAGCUCGGUUAAAGCCAGUAGUCUUAUACGCUUUCGCAAACGUAAGUUCUAUAUUUCGGGUCCAGGACAUGUCGUUGGACACAGUAUGCUUCUGAGGACAGUGAUCGGGAUGGUACACAUCUGUUGGCUAAAAAAAAUAUAAGUUUGCAGUAUUCAAGUCUAUUGUUUUACUUUUAAUAUUCGAUCACAAAUUUAUAUUAUAGGUAAGAGAUCCAUUAGAAUACGUCUUUAUCUUAAUUUUUGUUAGUUCGUUUACAGAACUAGAAAAACACAUGCUAAAAUGCCAAUUAAUUACACUCUACGUUUUAAACAUGAGAGAAAGCUAUCCUUUACCUUGACCUGAAACAUGCAAUCUGCGUACAAAAAAAAAAUCACACUUGCAGUGUUCUCAAUAACCCGCAGUAAAUUGGUUCAAUCGUUCCGGUAAUAGAUAAAGUGAUGAAAAGUUUGAUCUGGUUUGACUAGUCAAAACAUUGAAACAUUUUGGGGAGUCAUUCGAUGUUUUCAAUUACCGAAACUAUUAACAGUCGGUCGGACGAUAUUGAAGUCACGGCUGAGUUUGAUUACCUAACGCUAAUACUGACUUUGCAUCAAAAUUUACAGUGGAUACAAACUGGCACUGAUAUCAAGAGUCUUCACUCUUUAAUGAAGCCAGUUUAGUCAGUCUCACCAUAGUGCGCAUGCACUGUCACAUGUACGUGGCAAGGAAAAGCGACAGAAGUGUCGCGAGCGAUUUAGAAUAAUUUAAAAACACGGCAGCUUAUUUCGUUCAAGCUGCGAAUUUUGAUGUGUCUUUUGUUUGGUUCCUAUAUUUUCCAGCAGUACUGUUUUCGUUAUUGCGUUCGAGGUACGAGAACGAAACCCCUAAUUUGUGUUGGGUGUUCUGUGCGAUAUUUGAUGUCCUGUGCAAUUAAUAAGAGAGUUUUUUUCGAGAUUGCAUUCGUCGUCGUCGUCGACACACAUUUGCCUCGCUUUGAGGCACUUGCUUUCGUUUUGCCUCACUUUGACGAACUAACUCACGUAGUGAUUCGUACGUCCUCGGCGUUCAUCAUUCAAGCGUUUGCUGAGGUCUUUAUUCUGUCUUCGUAAAGAGUUCAUCUUUUAAAUGUUUGCUGAAUCUUCGUAAAGCGUACAUAUUUGAAGAGUUUGCUGAAGGUCCACUAUCGAUCUGUGUUUGCUGAAUCUUUCAAAACGUUCAUCUUUCAAAAGUUUCGGCGGCGGUUGUGCUACAAAGUAAAUCUACAGAGUUGUGUAGCUCGGCGGCCGUUGUGCCAAAGUAAAUAUCUACCGAGAUGUGAAGCUCUGCUUCGCCGUUUCAUCAUGAUUUGUGAUAUUUUCGGCACCGGACAAACGAACAUUUUAGGCCUAUGUUAUUAAUUCCGAAAAACUUAUAAACAGCCCACAGUAGCUCCACUCAAGUCACUGAAAUAAACACCUUCGACCAAAUUACUGCACUUAUUGAGACGAACCAUACGAUAUCACUAGCCUUCAAGGCUUUUUCAUAAUGAUACACAGUUUAAAUAGAGGUUUCGCUAUAUGCAAUCCUUACCUUUAAAAUAUGCCAUGAUCAAAUUAAAGCCCGGUUUCCAUAUGAUCGCUACCAUCGCUGCGAUCGCUGAGAAAAAAAAAACUUACCGAUCAUACGAAACCACUCUCCAGCGAUCGCAGCGAUCGCAGCGACAACAAUAGCUGAGAUAUAAAAAGUUCUAUCUCAGCGAUCGUUAUCGCUGCGAUCUCUAGAGAGUGGUUUCCAUAUGAUCGCAGAACUUUUUUUUCUCAGCGUUCGCAGCGAUCGUAGCGAUCAUAUAGAAACCGAGCUUAAUCUAUCGCAAUAACCAUCCACCCCUUCCUCCUCAACUGCUACCUGAACACCUUACAAACAUGUCGAACGCACUCUUCUAAGCACCGAUUACUCCUAGUAUUUAUUAUAGCUGAAGGACGCAAGUAGUAUAUUAAGGAUUCUCAAAGGGCCCCCUAAUGACCGAGUGUUUCCAAAUACAUCAGAAGGGUCACAAACGGCUUUCUCUUUGCUUUAGAACACUGUUGAGCGAUUUAAUUCGGAGCUGCUCUAAAAACUACAUUUAUCUGUUCAAAUGAGGUAGACGAACUUUGUUUGUAAAGAACGUUUUAGGUGGCAAUUUUCGUCGUACCCGAAACUUUUAGCUACUACACGUCCCGACAUAUUAAUGGGUCCGGUCGAAUCGAGGUCGAGGACAUGGCGGUUUAGCUGUACUUUUAUUUUAAAAACUCUAGGAAACGAUUUGACUUUUUUGCGAAAUUUUUAGAUAACUUUUUGUUAACGGAGAUCGCAAUAACUAGGUGAUAAGAUGCGAAAAUUGUAGGUAAGUUAAAAGAAAAACCUCGAAAAUGUUAGACUAAUAGGACGGUUUAAUAUCAAGAAAUUUUGGUUUUUUUCUCGAGCUUUAGAAAUUUCUAGGCAAAGUCGUCGGAUGCCUCUGAUUAUUCUUCUUUUGUGGUUUGUGUUAUUCCAUGCCCAUGACGCCAAUAAACAGCUGAACAUCAGAGUUUUUUGUCUUAAUAUCUUGUUAAUUUUUUAACACCAUUUUGUCAAUGAAUAGAGUCGAUUGACUAGCAGAAGGUUGUUUUUCGACAGUAAAAUGUGCUUCAACUUAUUAACAAUUCGACGUCGAUGCCAAGAUUGACGCUGAGAAUGGUAAUCAACUAUUUGCUAAUUUUAGUGAUUUCCACAUUGUAUAUAGCUAUUAUAAGUAAAGAUUGAGGGCAACAAAAAUAUUUUAUUUUUUAUGAUUUAGCUUAUUUUCUGGGCUUUAUGUCUUUAUUUGAGAGUCAAGCAGGUGGUGAAUUAUUGUUUUGUUUAUGCUUCGUAUCAUCAUUUUUUUUUUCUUUAUUUUGGUGGGAAUUGAUAUCAUAAACUCAACUUGAAUAUAUUUUCCCAUACCUGCAGGACACGACACAGUUCCGAUCGAAACCCAAAUUACUCAAUAUUCUCGAACUUAACGCAGAAUUUACGUUUUUAUUCAAUGAAUCAAGCAACUCGACUUAUGGCGCGGUAAGCCUUGCAAAUCCCCCCCAUUUUUAUUUUUGUUAUUACUUUUCUUCCACAGCAUUGCAACUACGCAAUGUUUUAUUCAUUAAACGGUUCUACAAGUUAGAAAAACUAAGGAAAUGCUAUGGAACAGUUAACCAGAAUUUUUUUUCCUUUUGGAGUAAUGAAGAUCUUUAGGCAUUAUUUCAUUCUUCGAACAGGUAUUUUACACAAAAUUGUGGUUUGAUGCCCCUAUAUAAGUACGGUUUGUCAUGAUAUCAUAACAAAAACAAGAGCGUAUUUUGUUCAGUAGUUUAUUGACUUUCUCUAGUUCAUUUUUUGCGGUUAACAAGAUGCUCCUCCUUUUUUUAAAUAGCUCGUAAUUUUACUGCUGAAUUUCAAUCUUCUUAAUUGAAAUGGCUUUGUAUUAAUAUUCCAAUAGUUACCAAUAUUUUAAUAAAACUUGAUCUGUCUUUUAUGUACUUGGUCAGGUUUAAAAACCCUAUAUGUGUUCUAAUUUUUCUGGACACCAAGCGCACAUUUAUGUUUUCUUGUAAAAACGUCCACAGCAUAUUUCUUUUGUAUAAAAUCGUUAAUAUAACGUGAAGAAAUUUGUCCAAAUUACUAGAGGAUCAAAAAAGUAAUGUCAUGUGGCGACCACAUUUCAUUGCAUGCAGGUGAAAGGAGCUGACGCAUGCGUCGCGACUUAAUAGUUUAAAGAAGAACAAAUAUUUUGUUUUGCAUUUAAUUUUUAAAAGACGCCGAAACUUUUAUCAUAAUAACUAACACGAAUAAAUAACGGUCGAUUUGGAAGUCUUUACAAAUAAACACGGAAUCAGUCCAACAAAGAUGGCGAAAUUGAUAGUUGUCGCUCUGAUGAUAUGUUUUAUGACAGAGGCAUUAACUUCAUCAGUAAAGGAACGACGUAAGUAUUAUAACUCCUAACACCUAAGGCAUUGCUCACUACCGAGACUCCGGCUUUAAAAUUACGACGCAAAAUGAUAUACUCUAGAGUGCAAAAUAUAUUACGAAUUUUACUGACCACCGCCCAGACGCCCGCACUGUGUGAUAACACUGCCAACUUGCCAUUACUUUGCUCAGUCUAAUAUUAUUUUUAUGAAAUUUACAACUUCAACUAAGAAUUUACAAAAAGGCACUACUUAAAAAAAAAAUGAGAAAGGCAUUUAGUUUACUUCUUAGUUCUCCUCAGUUCUCGAAGACAACGCUUAAGCUGAGUGCCAAGUUUGUUAAACAAGACUACAAUCUUCCAGAAUUGACUUCACCUGAGUGCGCGAGUCCACAAGUGCAUAAUUAAGAAAUUCGACUUCAAAGAGAAAAAAAAAACCUAUGAAUUUGCUUGCUAUCAUUUAGGUAUAAUGUUUCAAAUAUCACUUUUUCAACAGAAAAUUUAGUAUUGAUUAUUCCUUCGUUUCAACUCUUUGAUUAACCUUCCUAUUAUCAAGUCGCUUCAGCUUUUAUGUUAAUUUCUGCUUCAAACUUUCCCUCUUCUUUUUUUUUUCAUUGCUUUUUUUCACUGUGCAAUUUUUUUUUCUCUUGGCCUACGUUGAUUGUACCAGUUUUAAUGCUUAUGAACAUAAUAGCAAUAAAUUAUCCUGAGAAGCAAGAAUUUUUCAACAUCACCGCACUUGCAUGUGAGUUAAAUUUGCAUUUCCCUUGAAAGAAAAUGACUUUAUCAACGGAAAUUUUUUGGCCUCCUGGGAGCUUUCGACGCUGGUAUCACAAAACUUCACAAAAAUGAAUCAGCGUGAACUGCACGUAGUGUUUCUUCGUGGCUUCAACAAUUUCCUUCAUUCUGUUCUAAGAUUGGACAAGCACUAUAAUUAUCAAAAGUAAAAUGACGAGACAUAAUUUCAAAUAUAAUGCUUAUUUUGUUUUAUUUUUAUUUUAUUUUUUUUUUCAUUUUUACUACGUUUUUGUGAAUUAAGGAUCAAUCAAACUGUGCGGACCAGUCAAAUUUAUUUCACAGUAAUUUGCUCUAGUUUUAAUUUUUGACAUAAAAAAAAUAAAAGAAGAAAAACAAAAGCAAAACAAAUUAAAACGGUGCAAGAACUCGAAGAUUAUAGACCAGAACACACAGGUCAAGGAUUUUAUUAUUGAUUAUUAUUAUUAUUAUUAUUAUUAUUAUUAUUAUUAUUAUUACUUCUUCUUCUUCUUAUCAUCAUCAUCGUCACUAUUGACAUUUGUUAUUAACCUUUCGGCUUAAAACUGCCUCAAAAUUUUCAUAGAUAUCUUUCAUUUCCUUUUAUUUAACAUCUCAGUUUAUUGUUCACCAAUGAUGAAGCUCCGCCUAUUAACGCACUAUAUGUAAUUGAUAAAGGCAAGUUUCAAUUUUCUUCGCCCUGAAAAAAUUGCUAAAUAUCAAAUUUCAAUACCUGAAGAGAAAUCAUGAUAAUGCUCAGAAUGCAAAAUUAUCAUUUGUAGAAAACUUUCCCUUGCAUAUAUGUUUUCUCUCUUGAUUGAGUCAAGGCUACAAUGCAAUCCGUUUUUCUAAACGCCCGAAAAUUGACUUGGUUAAGUGUUAAAAAUUGGUAGAAGUUGAGGGAAGUCGAUAAACGAGUACACGAGAACCAACCAUGAUCGCCAAGAAUGACUUCGAUCGUCAUUUUUUUUCUCAGAGCAACGCACGCCGAACGAAAAAGAAAAAUAUACUUGUCAAAUUAAAUAAAAAUUAAUCGAGCAAAUACAAAAUAACUGUAAAUACAAAUUAAAAAAUCGAACUACUAACUUUUGCAACAAAAAACUAGCUAUUUCAGUUUAACGAAAAUCUUUACGAGCGGAUCGACGGCGUCGCAAUGGUAUCGCCACUGGGCCCCCUCGUGGCAUUUGCGUUUACGUGUUCAAAUGAAGAGAAAUUUAUUCUAUAAGAGGUACUUGGAUGACACUACGUUGGCUUUAGUACGUGAUCAGUCCGACCUCAGUGCCUUUCUGACAACACUAAAUAAUUUGCAUCCAGCAAUUCGGUUCCCUACGACGUUAACGACCGACUACUAAUCAUUGGCAUGGAGAUCAGAAAAAAAAUGAUCAGCAUCUGGAAACCUGCGUCUUCCGGAAAAAAAAAAAACGAACAAAGGGCUUCUCUUGCACUAACAGAGUCUCGUGGACAGUAGAUACGAGAGAUCGCUAUUAAAAAGAAUGCUAGAUCUUGCGAAACGCCUGUCCUCUACGCAAGAUUUUUUUCUUGCAAGAAUGCAAGAACUUGAAAGGCAUAUUCUUGAAACUAAAAUAUCCCAAGAAAGCUUCUCGUGUCAGCCAUAACAGUCUUCAGCGGCCCCAUGAUGAUACAGGACACACACCCUCUGAAAGCCCCUUACGGCAGUCAAGCAGCACCUCACUGAAAGGCUCACACAAUUGGCUGAAAGAACAAUAGAAACGGUGACAUAACAAUGCCCCAUCCCUGAAAACAAAGGGCAAUAUUGUUUUAGUCGGCCACUGAAAUUAGAGGUUCGUGUGAGGUACUGGUCCCGUGAAAACUGGCCGCAAUUCACAAUCGAUUUUCCUCUCAAGGACUCUCAGUUUUGUGAAAACUGUCUACGGAUCUGCUCAGCAGAUUUUUGAUCCUUGAAAGUCUUGAAAGGUAAGAUGAUCCGUAAGGCAGUAGUCCAGUACCUCACAUGAACCUCUAAUUUCAGUGGUCGACUAAAACAAUAUUGCCUUUUGUUUUCAGGGAUGGGCAUUGUUACGUGGGGUGCUGCUUGACUGGUUUUCACUAGCAAAAUUUGCCCAUUUUCACUCUUAAAUUUACAUGCACUUUUCACACUUUCUUUAUCUAUAAAUAUUACCACGGAUCAGGUUAAUUUCUUAUGUUUUGAUAAUGAUGACAUGAACCCAUCGAAACUUUUAAGUCUCUUUUAUGUUGUUAAUUUUUGUAUCAAAAUAUACAAAUUAGUGGCAAAAAGGAGGAGAGACUGGUGCGGAGGAAGGAAAAAGUUGUCUUAACAGUUGCUUUUCUAGGACCUUUAGCUCUUCCACUCUCGUUCCGUGAGGCUUCCACGCUCGCUCCUCAUACGUGUUCUCGAUCUACUGCGACGCAACCGAAAAAAAGAAAAAAAGAAUUCGGGCUGAGACGCCUAGAGAAGAACUCGCACGUGAUCAGGUCGGCCAUCCUCUAUCCGUCGAAACCGGGAUAAAUCUAAGCCCCUGUCGCGCGAAGCAAAUGACGUUCUCCCCAUCGAAGAGUAAAAACUAUUUACAUUGAGUUUCAUUUUGGUGUUGUGAGGUUUUAAAUAACAGUUCAUAUCUGGCCCCACGGGAAAAAGCUUCCAUUUGGGGAACGUUCACGCUUGGUGCCCGGGCACAAUGCCCAAGCACGGUACUAGCAGGGCGGAAUGGAGAGAAAAUGCACCCAGUUACAUAUCGAGUACUCAAUGUGUGAACACAAGACUUAAUUCAGUCCCAGUACCCGUGCAGAAGUGCUCGGGCACCAAGUGCACGUGAACACUGAGCCCCUUAGGGACUCUUGGAAACAGAAAUCACUGAUUCCAUCACGGCUGUUAGCCAUUAGAGCAGUUUUCAUUUGAGUGUCGAAAAGUAAUUGGUUUUGCACUUUCUACACGAUGCGAUUGGCUUAAAAGAUUCGCGUCACCUUUUCAUCCAAUCAGAAGUAAAACCAAAGCCAAUUGUGACGCGCUCGCAUACAUUUUCCCGCGCUUUGCGUCAGCCACAUGUAAUUACUUCGAGUUUUGAUUGGUUCAAUGUAUUGUCUGUGUCCUAUGUGAUUGGCCAGAGUAAUUACUUUGGUUUUGGUUUUACGACACUCAAACGAAAACCACUCUAAGAGCUUUAGUACUGUUCUCCUUACCUUUAUCCGAUAGAGAGGGAGCGCAAGUGUGUCAAUGAGGAGGACGAUGAAACUUGCGAAGUGUUCGCAGAAUAUUGCGAAGAUGUGAACAAGGAGUUGAGUGAAGAUGACCAUCGAUAUUUUGUGCAUGAAUCAUGUCCUAAGACGUGUUUGAUGUGCUAA